AUGUCUAAUAGAGAACCACCAAAGUUGCCACCAGGCUGGAAAGCCCAAUGGGAUGAAGAAUAUCAGACAUUUUUUUAUAUAAAUGAAAGAACCGGAGAAACUCAAUGGGAAUUACCAACUGGAGAAGCCACUGGAACUGCCACUCACUCUGAAUCCAAAAGUACAAUUCCUUCACGUCCUCCAGUUGAACAAGGAAAUGGUGAUAAUGAACAAACAGAUAGAGGUAUUGGAUCAUUUGUUAUGAAUCAAGCAAUUUCAAGUGCUACUGGUUCUAAACACCAUGGAAGUAGUAGUGGUGGCGGUGGCGGUGUCCAAUCGUUUAUUAUGAACCAAGUUGUUUCAAGUGUUACUGGUUCCAAUAAACACCACAAUGGAUCUGGAUCCGGUUCUGGGGCUGCUGGAUUGGUCGGUAGCUUAUUAUCUGGUGGUAGUGGCCACCACAAUAACAAUUAUAACUACAACAACAAUCAUCAAGGUCAAUCUUCAGUGGGGUCUUUAGUUGGAAGUUUUUUAUCUGGAGGAAGUAGUCAUGGUAAUGGUGGUAAUGGAUCAUACAAUAACCAUGGAGGCUCAUAUAAUGACCGUCCGCAACAACAAUCUGGAUUUUCUGGGGCCUCUGAGUUGAUUGGUAACUUUUUAGGAGGAAAGAAUAAUCAUAAUAACCAAGGAGGCGGUUAUAAUUCAGGUCAUAAUAACAAUUAUGGUGGAAGAAAUGAUGGCUAUGGCGGAAGAAACGACAAUUAUGGCGGCCGAAACGACAACUAUGGCGGAAGAAAUGACAACUAUGGUGGCAGAAAUGACAAUUAUGGUGGCAGAAACGACAAUUAUGGUGGAAGAAACGACAAUUAUGGUGGAAGAAAUGACAAUUACGGUAAUGGAUACAACAACAACCAAGGCGGAUUUGGUACAGACAAUAGUUUUGGAUAUGGAAGAAACGAUAAUAACCGUUAUUAG
Molecule: messenger RNA, 954 nt
Organism: Candida dubliniensis CD36
Lineage: Eukaryota; Fungi; Ascomycota; Pichiomycetes; Serinales; Debaryomycetaceae
Exons: 1
Coding region: 1-954 (317 amino acids)
Molecular function (GO): protein binding
Source: RefSeq, a predicted model, not a curated record